UGAAGUCAUGGUAUUUAGUGUAUUGUUCAUGGAAAGAAGUAAUAUCUUAUUAAGUAUUCAAGAUUAGAAAAGUUAUUGUGCUUAUUGUACCCGAUAAUGUUUUAUAUGUCACAAUCUUCAACCAAAAUUGUUUCAUUGCGAUGACCUGACGCAAUCACUAAAAGGAGAAUAAUGAUAGCAAAAGUCAUAAUGUUUUGAUAAACUUACAUGAUAUAUUCUCAUGUAAAAUAUUUAAGAAGAAAAGCCACAUGAAUAAUUCAGUCAGUAGCAAAUCACCAAUCUUGAGUUGAUCGAGUUUGGAAUAAGAAAAGCGGAAAAAAUGAUCGAUUGAAUGUGCGUUUCAACAUGUUACCAAGAUUAAAAAGAAAAUGUCGUUUUUAUACGAUAGUUAUCAUCACUAUAAUAACUAUUGGAAUAUUUAUAGCUUGGUCCAAAAAUAAAGAAAUAUCUGGCAAACGGUCUAAUGAUUUUGUUCCUUUACGACUUCUGAAUGAUCGAAAAGAUUAUUUGGAUCGUCAAGGUAUUCAUGUGGUAGUCGGUCAUUACAUAGGAGAUUCUGUAGAUCCAUUAAAAUCUCCUAAUAUAACUAAAGAAAUUAUUAAUAAAAAUAUGUUUAAUCCUCGACCAUUUGAAGGAAGAAAUGGGGAGCCAGUAAUAAUACCGUCUAAGGAUUUCUUUAAAAUGCAACAACUCUAUCAAAUAAACCGUUUCAAUUUAAUGGCAAGCGAUAGAAUACCAUUGAAUCGUUCUUUACCCGAUGUAAGGAAAAAAAGAUGUAUUGCGAGGUAUAAAGAUGUAGUUGAUCUUCCAAGAACGUCGAUAAUUAUAGUAUUUCAUAAUGAAGCGUGGAGUACGUUAUUAAGGACAGUCCAUAGUGUCAUUAUCAGAUCGCCUAAAGAAUUAUUAGAAGAAAUAAUACUUGUUGAUGACAACAGUGAUAGAGAGUUUUUAAAAAAAUCAUUGGACGAAUACGUAAGCGGUUUAAGUGUUACAACGCGAGUACUUCGUUCAGUGAAACGAAUAGGAUUGGUAAAUGCUAGACUUUUAGGAGCGAAGGAAGCUAAAGGUGAAGUUUUGACCUUUCUCGACGCCCAUUGCGAGUGUACGGUUGGAUGGUUAGAGCCGUUAUUGGAAGCAGUAACAAAAAAUAGGACUCGCGUUGUGUCUCCUGUUAUUGAUAUAAUCAAUGACGAUACGUUCAGUUAUACGCGAUCAUUAGAACUACAUUGGGGUGCAUUCAAUUGGGAUCUGCAUUUCCGUUGGUUAGCAUUGAACGGCCGAUUAUUGAAAGAAAGACGCAAGAACAUGGUCGAACCCUUCAGAACACCCGCAAUGGCUGGCGGAUUAUUUUCCAUGAAUAGAGAUUAUUUCUUUGAAUUGGGCAGCUACGACGAUCAAAUGCAAAUUUGGGGUGGAGAAAAUUUAGAACUUUCGUUCCGUGUUUGGCAAUGCGGCGGUAGUAUAGAAAUAGCACCAUGUUCGCACGUUGGUCAUCUUUUUCGAAAAUCGUCACCCUACACGUUUCCUGGCGGUGUCGGUGAAAUACUUUAUGGAAAUCUUGCCAGAGUGGCUUUGGUCUGGAUGGACGAGUGGGCAGAAUUUUAUUUCAAAUUUAAUCCUGAGGCAGCUAGAUUGAGAGACAAACAACAAAUUCGAUCAAGAUUAGCGUUGCGAAAAGAAUUAAAAUGUAAGAAUUUUGAAUGGUACUUGGAUAACAUUUGGCCCGAACAUUUCUUUCCGAAGGAUGAUAGAUUUUUUGGCAAGAUGGUACACGUAGCUACGAGGAAAUGCAUCAUGCGUCCUCUGUCAAAAGCUUCGCAUUCGCAGCCUUCGGCUUAUGCCGUUCUUGAAACGUGCUUACAACGUUCGAUACUUGCUCAAAUGUUCGUUAUGACUAAAACUGGCGUGGUAAUGACGGACGAAAGCGUUUGCUUGGAUGCACCUGAGCACGAUACGUUACAUACAAGGCCAAAAGUAAAGAUAAUGGCUUGUAAUGGUCUCGACAAACAAAAAUGGCGAUACGAUGAAAAGAAAAGAAUACUUUUACAUACGUCUUCCGAAAUGUGUCUUCAAUACAUGGCCGAUACGAAGGAGGGUCUUGUAAUUGCAGAUUGUAAUGGAAACAUUGAACAACAAUGGUCAUUAGAAUCCGUCCCGUGGAAAUAAUCAGUAUUUUCGCACAAAUUAAUAUUAAACAAUGUAUACUUUCUCUUCUAACCAAGGAAUACUAACUUAUAUAAAAAAUAUACGAAUCUUUGAUAAUAUUUUUAUUACAUAACUUUUUUUUAAAGAUUAACUUUUAAAUUAUCAACAUAAGAUUGAGAGACUUUCUUAUAAGAAACAAAAUGAUUAAAAGGAUUUUGAUAUUAUUGGAAUAUAUUUGCAUACAUCUUUUUACGAUGAUUAUGUGACGACUUUAUUGUUAAACAAAUCGUUGACCA
Molecule: messenger RNA, 2441 nt
Organism: Polistes canadensis
Lineage: Eukaryota; Metazoa; Arthropoda; Insecta; Hymenoptera; Vespidae
Product: polypeptide N-acetylgalactosaminyltransferase 3-like
Exons: 11
Coding region: 346-2166 (606 amino acids)
Cellular component (GO): Golgi apparatus
Source: RefSeq, a predicted model, not a curated record